CUGCUGUAAAAAUACUGCAUACGUCGCUCUGGCUGCGAGAUUAGCAGCAGCGAAUCUUGAUAGAUAGACAAGCGUCAACAACUCGUUAAACUUUCGGAUAGACAACCUAGCACAGCAAACACAAGUCAAAGCGUUGAAUGAGCUGCGAGCUAAGAGAUUAUUGCUGUGGCUGCUACACAGUUAAGAUCGCAAAUUAUUUGGGCACAACAUGCCACUCGUGCUGCAAAUGGUGACGCGUGCGGUUGUACAGCUACAGCUAAUUGCUUGUGAAAAAAGCGCUGCAAAUUAAAAUAAAUACUAACUGUGUGUGUGUGAGUGUGUGUGCGCCGGAAGCGGCCAAUGUGCUAAGCCUACAACAAGCAAACAACAAGCAUAACCUAAAAUGUUGCAAAGUGAGCAGCAGCAGCUUAAAGUUGAAGCAGCUGUAGUGGAAGCUGCGCCGCUGCCCAAUGGCGAGCUACCAGAGGAAGCUACCAAAUUGCUGGACAAUGGCCAAGCGGCUGCACCAACGCGCAGCAGCAACAAAAGCAAAUUCAAGUGGUCGAAACAAAAAUCGGAGCAGGAACGUCUAAUGACUGCAGAGAUUAACAAGCUGCUGGACGACAGUCCGCUGGAGAAGAAUGUUACUUGCGGUUUUUGGUUGCUGCGCGGCGCUUUCUUUCAGCGCUUUGCCAAUCAAACUGCAUACGUGGUGCUUUAUGGCCUGGUCGGCUGCAUAUUCUCCAUGACCUAUGCCUACUUCAAUGGCACCAUUACCACCAUAGAGAAGCGCUUUAAAAUACCAUCCAAAAAUACGGGCAUUAUAUCGGUGGGCAAUGAUAUAAGUCAAACUUUGGUUUCAGCUGUGCUGGCGUAUUAUGCAGGCAAAGGACAUAGACCACGCUGGAUUGGCUUUGGACUGCUAACCAUUGUGAUGUUUUGUUUGAUGACUACGUCGCCGCAUUUUCUGUACGGUCCUGGCGAGGAUGCUUUGUCGCUAACUGCUGAAUUUGGCGCUAUACCUGUGGAGAAUGCCAGCUUGGAAGCCAUAGAGGAGCAGCGCGCUAAGAUUUUGUGUCGCCUGCAUGGCGGCGGUGCGGAGUGCGAGGAGGGUGAAGGCAACUUUGCACCACAAGUUUUGCUAUUUGUAGCGCAGUUCAUUUCAGGCAUAGGCGGCUCACUCUACUAUACGCUGGGCGUGUCCUAUAUGGAUGAUAAUACAAAGAAAUCCAAGACGCCAGCGCUGCUGAGUCUGUCCUACUUUCUGCGCAUGUUGGGUCCUGCCAUUGGCUAUGCGCUGGCGUCGUUUUGUUUGCGUUUGUAUAUAGCGCCGCAGCUGCAUCCUGUUAUCAACAACAAGGAUCCACGCUGGCUGGGCGCUUGGUGGUUGGGCUGGCUAGUGAUGGGCGGCCUGUUGGCAUUCUCUGGCGUUUUUCUGAGCAUGUUUCCCAAGGAGCUGCCGCGUGCUGCUGCGCGACGUCAAGUGGAGGAGAAGCGCAGACGUGAGCGUUUAGCGCUGCAACAAAAGGAGAGCAAUGAAAAGGAUAAGCUAAGUGUAGAACUGGAAGCACAAACGCCAGCUGAGCCGCAGGCUUCGUUUAAGGACAUGCUGCGCACUUUUAAGCGUCUGACUACCAACAAAACUUACAUGUGCAAUACGCUAUCGAAUAUAUUCUAUUUGAUUGGUUACACACCCUUUUGGAUAUUCACACCCAAGUAUAUAGAAGUGCAGUAUAGACAGUCGGCAGCUACCAGCAGCAUGGUAACAGGCACUGUAGCCCUGGCAUUCUCUGCCAUAGGCGUGCUGUUGUCCGGAUUUAUUAUAUCGCGCUAUAAACCGCGUGCGCGUUAUAUGGCUGCCUGGAAUGUUAUUAUAGCUGUGCUGGUGGUCGCUGGUGUGGUCACUUAUGCCUUCAUUGGCUGCCCGGACAAUGAGCAGUCGGUCAUUGUUAAUAUACACGACAAGGCGCUGCAUGAGGUGGCCACUUGCAACUCGGCCUGCGCCUGCGACUAUGUGCGCUACUCGCCAGUGUGUGGUGAAAACAAAAUGACCUACAUUAGCGCCUGCCACGCGGGCUGCAAAGGCGAGCACGUCAAUGCAGCAGGCAAAAGGAUAUUCUAUGACUGCUCCUGCAUACCUGCUGGCCAUAAUGAAAGCUAUGCCUUGGACUCCUUCAAGCGUCUUACAGCGCGUGACUUGGCUGACAGCGCAGUGCCCAGCACGCCCUAUUUGGAGGUUAGUCUACUUAGUCUUAGCUUUAACUUGUUGUUAAUGCUUUUUGCUUUGCAGCUACUCAGCAGCGGUCAGGCCAUGCCUGGCGCUUGUCCUGUCAACUGCUGGACACAGUUUGUUGCCUUUCUGUCCGUCAUGUGCUUUCUCAAGUUUGUUGGCGCCGCAGGCAGAGCUUCGAACUUUUUAGUUUCAGUGCGCUGCGUGCCUGAGCAGGAUAAAACUGCAGCCAUGGGCUUUGGCAUGAUGCUGUGCUCCAUGUUUGCCUUUAUACCGGGUCCCAUUUUCUUUGGCUGGAUCUUUGAUCGCAUGUGCUUGGUCUGGGGCAAAACCUGCACCAACAAAGGCAACUGCUGGCUCUACGAUCCCAAAUCCAUGCGUUAUACACUCAACUUUACUGCUGCUGUUUUUAUAUCUCUUGGCGCGCUGUUCGACUUUGGUGUCUGGUAUUAUGUCAAAGAUCUAAAAAUAUUCGAUGAGGAAAUCAAAGAGGUCGAAAUGCAAAUUGUGCAGCAUGAGGAAGAAGCUAACCCCGAAAAGACAACAGAAAUCUAAUUAUAAUGCUUAGCUUUAAUAUUAAAUAUUACAAGGUGCCUAUCAUUUACUUUAUACGCCUGCAUGUGUAUAUAUAACAAAAGUUUUUAUUUAACAAGUGUGAUGUCGUUGCAAUAAAAUAUAUAACUAUAUAUUAUUCGUUGUCUGACGCGUGUGAUAAAAAGCCAAACGUCAAGGCUCUCAGUUCACUAUUAGCAAGCACAUAUACUAAGCGUCCUUAGUUAGUUUCUAUAUAAGUACAGCCAUAUAUUUAACAUAAGCAUAUGUGUAUUUGUACAAUUUGCAAUAAAGUUUCAAGCA
Molecule: messenger RNA, 3064 nt
Organism: Drosophila busckii
Lineage: Eukaryota; Metazoa; Arthropoda; Insecta; Diptera; Drosophilidae
Gene: Oatp58Dc
Product: solute carrier organic anion transporter family member 74D
Exons: 6
Coding region: 383-2764 (793 amino acids)
Biological process (GO): sodium-independent organic anion transport; transmembrane transport
Cellular component (GO): membrane
Molecular function (GO): protein binding
Source: RefSeq, a predicted model, not a curated record